AGCAGGAUUACAGACAUUGCUGAUCGCAAGCCUUUUGAACUUUCCUUGAGUUACAUUUCUACGAUCUCACAAUUGUUGUAGAAAAACAUGUCACUUCUUUCAGACGCUCCGUAGAGCACCACGCUGGCAGAUGCAUCCUAAUGGCAAGGAGAUCAUUGUCAUUUCAAUCACAGCAUGACUACUACGAUGACUGAACCUCCUGAGUUGCGAUCUGACGCUCAACACCGCUCGCUAUCCCCUCACAAAGGCGCAAGAGAGUCGACCUCUCGGGAGAGAUUUCCUUCUUUCGACGAUACCCUCCCAAACUUUUCGUUCAACCCUGGUGCGAACGUGGUUGCUGAGAGUCCCCUGGAAAUAACACCUGGUCAACUUUCGAACCACGAGAUCAAAUGGCCAGCGAGAAGAGAGAGUCAAAGAUUGCGCAACGCAAGACCUGCUGGAAUAUAUGGACAUCGGCCUCGGAGAAGUGUCAGUGAGGCAUUAAACAAAUUUCGGACACGACAAGGUAGUGUGAGCGAAAAUGCGCAUGAACUGGCUGAAGCACUGAGAGCACCAGUGUCCUACAAACUCAUUGCUCUUUGUAUCGUCUGGUACAUGACGUCGGCUCUUACAAACACAUCAUCCAAAUCCAUUCUCAACGCCUUACCCAAGCCAGCGACACUCACAAUUGUACAAUUUGCCUCGGUCUCAUUCUGGUGUCUGGUAUUGACUGGACUGUCAUCGACGUUUCCCUCCCUGAAGAGAUCCAUACCUGCACUUAGAAAUGGCCUGAGGAAACCGUCUUGGGAUGUGUUGUCAACAGCAUUCCCACUGUCGAUUUUCCAACUCCUAGGGCAUCUACUCAGCUCAUAUGCCACAUCCAAGAUUCCAGUCUCACUUGUCCACACUAUCAAAGGACUAUCGCCAUUUUUCACGGUACUAGCGUACCGGAUUGUUUUUCGAAUUCGCUACAAGCGAGCUACAUACUUGUCACUUGUACCACUCACCUUGGGUGUGAUGAUGGCAUGUUCUACGGACUUUUCAAGCAAUUUCUGGGGAAUUAGUGCUGCAUUGGUGGCAGCAAUUGUUUUUGUGAGCCAGAACAUCUUUUCGAAGAAGCUUUUUACCGAGGCAGCACGCGCAGAAGCCGAUGGGCAGUCUCGCCUGCCGAGAAAGUUGGACAAGCUCAACCUGCUGUGCUACUGUUCUGUCGGUGCCUUCCUACUCUCCGCCCCUGUCUGGAUUUACACCGAAGGGUUUGAACUCGUAGAAGAGUUAUGGAAGGAUGGAUCUAUCGACCUCUCGACCAAAAGAAAUGCCUUGGAUCAUGGCGAGCUGGUGUUGGAAUUCAUCUUCAACGGAGUGUUCCACUUUUUCCAGAAUAUCAUGGCCUUCGUCUUGCUGUCGAUGCUCUCGCCAGUCUCCUAUUCUGUGGCCUCAUUGAUAAAACGGGUCUGGGUUAUUGUGGUUGCUGUGGUCUGGUUUCGCAGCUCGACUACCUCGAUACAGGCCCUCGGCAUUGGACUCACAUGUGUUGGGCUUUAUCUCUACGAUCGCACUAGCAUGGAAGACGCCGCCGAAAGACGAACCAAGUCUGACCAUUUCCGUCAUAGAGCAGCUUUGUUGCCUGUGACCGAAGUCAAUACCCCGGGACUGCAGCCAAGCCACCCGAUGAACUUGGAUCAUGUGGGUGAGAUGUCUGCUUCACACCCUAAGAGGGAUGAUACUCGAGGUCGACCACAUGAAUCUCCCCUUGCAUCUGGAUGGCUGCCCCCUGGGACCAAGCAAGAAAGCACCUGGGAAGCUGCAGACAAAAAUGAAAAGUCAUAGGAUGUCUGACAUGUAACAACAGUGAAACUAUGGAAUGGUGCCUGGAGUUGAGUAGACCUUACACGUUUUUACGACAGGGAUCCAUGCAAUGUAUGAUCGAUAGAUAGACUAAUCGUGCCACUGCCAAAUGCAAUUGACAGGCGCUUCUCGAGAAUAAUUAAUAAAUCUUGAAAAAAA
Molecule: messenger RNA, 1986 nt
Organism: Exophiala oligosperma
Lineage: Eukaryota; Fungi; Ascomycota; Eurotiomycetes; Chaetothyriales; Herpotrichiellaceae
Exons: 2
Coding region: 175-1809 (544 amino acids)
Biological process (GO): phosphoenolpyruvate transmembrane import into Golgi lumen
Cellular component (GO): Golgi apparatus; endoplasmic reticulum
Molecular function (GO): antiporter activity; phosphoenolpyruvate transmembrane transporter activity
Source: RefSeq, a predicted model, not a curated record